Messenger RNA from Epithele typhae, 1452 nucleotides. Its product is annotated as UPF0052-domain-containing protein. Gene Ontology annotation, molecular function: LPPG:FO 2-phospho-L-lactate transferase activity. NCBI's taxonomy places the organism in Eukaryota, Fungi, Basidiomycota, Agaricomycetes, Polyporales, Epitheliaceae. The transcript is spliced from 11 exons. The record is from RefSeq and is a predicted model, not a curated record. The coding region runs from base 1 to 1452 and encodes 483 amino acids.
AUGAGCAACCUCUUCGCCCUUUCCCCCAACGCUGUUCCGGGGAGCCCCAGUGGGUCCUCCGUCUUCGACCUCCCCACUCAGCCGCAGCCCGUCAUCCCCGCGCCCCCCGACCGUCAUCCGACCCUCCUCGCCGAAACCCCGAGCACGCUCGCCGGCAAGCCCUCCUUCGUCGUCCUCUCCGGGGGCACCGGCUGCAACUCCAUCUGCGCCGCGUUCGGCCGGACGGCGUGCUACAUCCUGCCCGUCUCCGACGACGGCGGGUCCUCGAGCGAGAUCAUCCGCGUGCUUGGCGGGCCGUCCAUAGGCGACAUCCGCUCGCGCCUCAUCCGCCUCAUACCACAGGCGGACCCGGGCUCGCCGCUGGACGCGAUCCGCACCCUGCUCGCGUACCGGCUCCCGGCGAGCUGCACCGAGCGCGAGGCGCGCGACGAGUGGCGGGACAUCGUCGAGGGCCGGAGCAAGCUUUGGGCGGGGAUCCCGAGCGACCGCAAGGAGAUGAUCAGAGCGUUCCUCGUGCACUUUGAGAGCGAGAUCCUCUCGCGGGCGCACAAGAACUUCUCGUUCGUCAAUGGGAGUAUCGGGAAUUACUUCUUGUCUGCGGCACAAGCUUUCUUCCGGUCUUUGCCUUCGGCCAUCUUCUUGUUUUCGUCUAUGACAAACAGCCAGGCGAAUAUACUUCCAGUCAUUGUCACUAACCACACAGUCACCAUUGCCGCCGAGCUGGGGAACGGCGAGAGGUUGGUAGGCCAGUGCGAGAUCUCGCAUCCCGUUCGCGACGCCCCGCGCAUCGAUUUCUCCUUUGAAUCCGAUCCUACCUCCCCCGUUGAUCCCUUGGACGGAACGCUUCCCCGUGCACGGAACGUGAUGUUCCAGGCGGAGGAGAAGCACAAGUUCCAGCCACUCAGUGCUCCCAUCAGCAGAUUGUACUACAUCAACGCGUAUGGCAACGAGAUCCAUCCCACGCCAAACCCAGAUUACAUUUCUGCGCUGUCGUGCCAUGAUGUUCUCAUUUACUCGUGCGGAUCGCUCUGGACAAGCAUCAUGCCGUGCUUGGCCCUGAAGGGUGUGGCGAACGCAAUCGCUGGCUCGCGCAAGCUCAAGGCAAAGGUGCUUCUACUGAAUUCAGUCAACGAUAGGGAGACAGAUGGGUACACGGCGGUGGACUACGUUCGCACCAUUGCGCAGACAUUGAAUGACGGUCACCACGUCCGUUCGUACGGCGGCCUGAGCAAAGCAGAUACGCGAUACCCUAUCUCUGCGUUUAUCACCCACCUCGUCUACCUCAAAGGCACCGCAGUCGCCGUGGACGUGCGCCAAAUCACGGCUCUGGGAGUCCGCUGCGUUGCGGUCGAUGGCCCCAUUGACGAGAAGACGAAGCAGGUGCAGUUUGAUGCUGCAUGCGUGCACCGCGCCGUGGAGGAAAUACUGGACGGCGUGGCUGAGGAUCGCUGA